AUGCCCAGUGAGUUUGCAUUAGUUGCGGCAGACGAUUUUGUUAUUCCGUUUCAGAGAUUCUGGAGCUUCAGUCGCCUGGUGAGGACCACAGCCUGGGUCCUACGGUUUGCGCGCUGGUGCCGCAAACAGCGAAACGAGCUCGAGAAAUACGGCCUUACUGCAGCAGAAUGUAAGGCUGCGGAGAACCUGUUGUUCAGACAGGCACAAUUGGAGUCGUUCCCCGACGAGAUGAGGUCGGCGGAAACUGGACAGGACGUCGGUAGAUCGAGCGACAUUCGAGGGUUGGUGCCCUACCUAGACGAGGACGGGAUUCUGCGAGCUAACGGCAGAAUUGAUGCCGCACUGUGCAUGCCGUACAGUGCGAGGAGGCCCGUAUUACUGUCACACAGUCACAGUCUGACAGAGCUGAUUGUGAGAGACUUCCACGCCAGGAUGAAGCAUCAAAAUGUGGAUGCUACGAUUGCGGAGAUCCGGACAAAGUUCUGA
Messenger RNA from Drosophila simulans, 486 nucleotides. RefSeq lists its product as uncharacterized. The coding region runs from base 1 to 486 and encodes 161 amino acids. The transcript has a single exon. NCBI's taxonomy places the organism in Eukaryota, Metazoa, Arthropoda, Insecta, Diptera, Drosophilidae. The record is from RefSeq and is a predicted model, not a curated record.